Molecule: messenger RNA, 2586 nt
Organism: Callorhinchus milii (elephant shark)
Lineage: Eukaryota; Metazoa; Chordata; Chondrichthyes; Chimaeriformes; Callorhinchidae
Gene: ctif
Product: CBP80/20-dependent translation initiation factor
Exons: 14
Coding region: 347-2257 (636 amino acids)
Biological process (GO): regulation of translational initiation
Cellular component (GO): cytosol
Molecular function (GO): RNA binding; translation activator activity; protein binding
Source: RefSeq, a predicted model, not a curated record
CCGUUGCGUGUGCAUUUCCUGGCAUUUCUUGGCCACCAACCCUCCCCUCCCCGCCCUGAGCCUGGGCUUCGGGAGCAUUUACUCCCAAGGAGGAGCACAAACCUAUUUUGCUUUGUGUGUGUGUGUGAGUGAGAGAGAGAGAGAGAGAGGGGGGGAGGAAGCAAAACAAACUAUUCAAUCUGAGGAGACACUAAGAGGACUGACUCCCCCCUUCCUACCCGGCCUCAGAGACUCUCCAAAAAGAUCCAUCAUGAAGAAAUGGGCUUGAACAGACUGAAUGACCUCCUGAAUCUGUUUCGAGUACAGAAACCUGCUAGCUUCAUUCAGUACCCUCCGGAGCCCAGACAUGGAGAACUCCUCAGUGGCUUCAGCCUCCUCAGAGGCUGGGAGUAACCGCUCCCAGGAGAUCGAGGAACUCGAGCGCUUCAUCGACAGUUACGUGCUGGAGUACCAGGUGCAGGGCUUACUGACGGACAAACCGGAGACUGAUGCAGACAGCGACAAAACACCUCCAAAUAUCUCCCAGUGGCCUGAGGAUUUCAGUGACGCUCUGGAUGGAAGUUGGCCAUCCCCAAAGGAGAGGAACUCCUACAAGCAAAGCAGUCAGGAAGAAUGGGAUCACAGUAGCAAUGGGAGUACAGGCUCUCGGCCUAGUUCGGACUCCAGGUCUGGGUCUGGCUCAAGGUCUGGCGGCCGAGGACGGGGCCACCUCACAGGCAGCACUCGGCACCUGGCAAAGAAUUGUAGCCGAGAGACAUCAUACGACAUCCUAGGGACAGACAUUUGGGCUGUGAACACGUUUGACCAUGUCAGUGGGGCCACAUGGGACCUGCAGCCCGAGAAACUAGAUUUCUCAACCUCGUUCCAUCGGAAGCAUUUCCGGAAUGUUCCCAAACACCUGCCGCACAUCGACCGGGAUGGGGUGGUGAAGGGGACACCUGAGGAGGAUGGAAACAUUACCUUGAACGACUUGGACAAAGUGCUUCCCGUCCGACAGGUUUACCAACCGCUGCCUCACGAAGCUGAGAUCGCACAAACCAAAAAGUUAUUCCGGAGACGUCGGAAUGACCGGAGGAGACAGCAAAGAAAUCAAGGUGGAAACAAAGCCCUACAACAGCAACAACAACAACAGCAGACAGAGCACCAGCCGAACUACCCCAAGCAGAGCCGGGAGCACAGACAGCACCAACCACCCGCCUCACACCCCUCAGGCAAGCAGGGUCCACCCAACCAUGGCUACAGUCAGCAACGCCGAUGGCAACACAGCCAGAGGCAUCCUGCCAACGACAAGGACUCCAGCCGCAACGUCAAAGACAGUAAAGACGUCCCAGGCGAGGAGAGCUGGCACAGUCUAGGGCAGACUGCAGGGGACCCCCAGAAACCCACCGAGACCCCUGGCAGUCCCACUCCGGCCUCCCAGAACUCUGACAUCAAAUCAGAGGAGAGCGUCUCUGACCAGCACGCGGACAGGCCGAAAGUUAGUCUGUUGGAGUCUUCCAAAGAUAGACUGAAGAGGAGGCUCAAGGAGAAGGAUGAAGUCUCCUUCGACACCCCAAACCCUCAGAAAACCAAAAUGGACAAACUAAUCGAGAUCCUCAACAGCAUGAGGAACAACAGCCGGGAUGUGGACUCCAAUCUGACCACUUUCAUGGAGGAAGCACAGAACUCCACCAACUCCGAGGGGAUGCUGAGCGAGAUCGUCCAGACCAUCUACCACAAAGCCGUGACGGACAGGAGCUUCGCUUCUACAGCAGCCAAGCUCUGUGACAAGAUGUCUCUCUUCAUGGUGGAGGGGACCAAGUUCCGCAGCUUACUGCUCAACAUCCUACAGAAAGAUUUCACAAUGCGUGAGAAGCUGCAGCAGACUGAUGUGGAACGUUGGCUCGGGUUCAUCACCUUCCUCUGUGAGGUCUUCGGGAUCAUGAGGAGCAACGCAGGCGAGCCCUUCCGUGUCCUAGUCUGUCCCAUCUACACCUGCCUGCGGGAGCUGCUGCAGUCACAGGACGUGAAGGAAGACUCUGUUCUUUGCUGCUCAAUGGAGCUGCAGAGCACGGGGAAGCUGCUGGAGGAGCAGCUGCCAGAGAUGAUGACUGAGCUGUUGGCUGCCGCGAGGGACAAGAUGCUGGGCCCCUCGGAGUCCCCACUCAGCCGCUCCCUCCUCCUUGAGGUCAUUGAGCUGCACGCCAACGGCUGGAACCCUCUGACCCCAACCAUCAUGCAGUACUACAACAAGACCAUCCAGAAACUGACCGCCUGAGACACCGACCGGCUGGAGAGAGAGAGAGAGAGAGAUACGAGAGGGAUGAGAGAGCGAAAGAACAAGAGAGACAGGAGAAACAGGAGAGGACAAACAUUUGUAUGAAGGUGGCAGUUUGAGAAAAAAGGAAUGAAAGGGAGAAAGAGGGGAAUGAAUUGAAGGAGGAGAGGGAUCAAUCCCAGCAUGCUGAGAAAUGUUUUGGGGGUAUCCUUACUGUCACUCAAGUGCCACAGUUCCCCCCCCACCCCAUUCCCCUGCGCUGCCUCUGUGUGUGUGUGUGUUUUUUUGAUUGUCGCUAAAUCACUGACAACACAUCAAACCAUGGUUUC